Messenger RNA from Thamnophis elegans (Western terrestrial garter snake), 2018 nucleotides. RefSeq names its product neuferricin. The coding region runs from base 649 to 1443 and encodes 264 amino acids. The record is from RefSeq and is a predicted model, not a curated record. The transcript is spliced from 4 exons. Gene Ontology annotation, cellular component: endomembrane system; membrane. NCBI's taxonomy places the organism in Eukaryota, Metazoa, Chordata, Lepidosauria, Squamata, Natricidae.
UCUAAUGCCUUUCUGACUUCAUCCAGGCAGGUCAUUAUCAGGGGUAAUGGAGGGAAAGAGAGGAUGAGGGGCAGGGAGGAGGUUGGCAAGUAAUGGAGCUGGAGGAAAGUGUUUCAUGCCACAGAAACCAUUUCAACUCUAAGACCAAAAAAGGCAUCAGCAGCCCUUUUAAGCUCCAGCAUUAUCUUUUCAACUUUCCAGUGCAUACAAUACAGUAGUUCUGUGAUUUCCUGUUGGUCUCCUAUCCAAAUACUAAUCGGAUCUUCUGCUCCUGCACCUUUUCCGAAUUGGCCCAAGCACCUUCAACUGCCGGCACACGCGCGCGCCCCACCAAAUAUGUAAGGACGAAAAUCCUCACUGGUGUCAGAGUCCCUUCGCUUGUUUUCCACAGCUUAUGUUUUCUGACCGAAUCGGAAAACUAUUAGAAACCCCAAAGCUCGGAAUUCGUGCUCCUCUACACUUUUUUUCUAUCUAGAGAGGCAUAGGAGCCCUUAACCAUAGCGGCUCAGAAAAGCCAAUCAGCGACCUCUAAAGCCGACGGCCAAUGAUAUUUCAGGAAAUCGUGACGCGUGCGCCCCGUCCCGUUACUCUGCAGGGGCCAUUUUGAGUGCUGGCCCCUGCCUUUCCCAGCUGUUCAGCGCCCGCCAUAUGCUGCGGCCGGCGCUGGGCGUUCUGGCUCUGGGCUGGGCGGUCGCCUGGCUGGCGUCUCGCGGCUUCGCUCCCUGGUGGUGGCUGGGGCACAAUUGCAGCGGGGAGAUAGUCCUAACUGCCGCCGAGCUAAGCCGCUACACGGGCACCGAGGGAAGCCCGGGACUUUACCUGGCCGUGUUGGGACAGGUGUUCGACGUGCAGCAAGGGCGCAGGCAUUACGGCCCAGGAGGCGCUUAUGGCUUCUUCUCAGGGAAAGAUGCCUCCAGAGCUUUUGCCACAGGUGACUUCACCCCAGCUGGCCUCGUGGAUGAUGUUUCAGGAUUGUUACCACCACAAAUGCUGGCCAUCCAGAACUGGCUUUCCUUCUACUGUAAGAAUUACGUGCAUAUUGGCAAAGUAGCUGGACGAUUUUACCAAGAAAAUGGGGAACCUACGAAGGUUUUGAAGGAGGCCCAAGCGCUCAUCGAAGAAGGGGAGAAGCUGAAGGCCCAGGAGGCUGAGCGAAAGAACCAGUUUCCACCUUGUAACUCUGAAUGGAGCUCAGCUGGAGGAAGCAGGGUCUGGUGCUCCAAGCAGAGUGGGGGCAUCAGCCGAGAAUGGUCCGGUGUACCUAGGAAGCUCUACGAACCUGGAUCCAGUCGUAGUCAUUGCAUUUGCAUAAAGACAGAAGAGCUGUUUCCUGGGCAAGAGAAAUCAACCCAGCUAAGCAAGCAAGGAAAGUUGAACAAUCCUAACCUCCAGGAAUACGAAGGGUGUCACCCACUUUCUGAAUGGUGUGCUUUGAAAGAAUGACUCAGCCGUUUUUCACUGGAGAUUAAACACUUCUACACAAUCCAGGCAUUAAAGGAAGCCAAGGAAACUUUAACUAUGUAUUUUGACACACUGUCCUUGCCUGAAAUUUCAAUUUGAAAUUAAAAAUAGCUCUUUAGAAAUAACGGGUUUGUAAAACAUAAGGUUAAAAAAUAGGAAUUGGGAAGAGCGCUUUAAACAUUGUGUUUAAAACCAUGGAAGUUGAUGACAUGCUUCUCUACACACAGGAUUCUAGCAAUGAAGGAAGAAAGAGAGUCAUUGGCCCUGAAGAAUGGAGGUGUAAAAUGGACUCCCAGCACCUGCUUCAUAAGUCAUUGAUACCAGCAUGAACUGGAAGCAUACAUGUAGAUCACGAUUUGUGACUGAUUGCUUGCAGUUACUAUAGACCUAUCUUGGGCCUAUGGCAAGUGAGAUUUGGGCGCUCCGCAGUUGGGCAAUAUUUAUGGCCAUUUGCCAUGUCCUAUGGUCACCUGACCACUUGUAAUUGAUUUUCUAACUCAUAUAAAAUGGCUGUAUUGAUAAUAACAAGAAGACAAAAAUAAAGGUUUUCCCAUCCA